CGUACAGGAAUAAAGCAGCGGCCAAGCCGCUGCUAUGGCGGCGACCGGCGAGGCGAUGGCCGGCGGCGGCAGUAGCUCCGGCAGAGGUCAUCAAAACGCCAGACCAACAAUUCUACGUCCGGAAGCUUAUGGGGUUCAAGUUCCAAAUUGAAUACGAAACCGGUGUGUCCAAUAAGGCCGCGAACGCACUGUCCAGAAGCGACAUCGAUGAGGACGCGACAAGUUCUUUUGCAGCACUAUCUCAGCCUAUCCCGGUCCUUAUUGAUGCCGUGAUCACCAAGCAGCGCACCAGGCCAAAUGUUUCAGCAUUCAAGGCCAGCGUCGAAGCACGCACGGCGUUAUCGGGGGCACUAUCUAUGACGGGGUGCUAUAUUACAAAUGGAGGAUCUACCUUAGCUCGGAUUCCCACCUCUAUGAGCAGCUUCUGACCGAGUUUCACAGCACUCCUCUUGCGGGUCACCAAGGGAUUGACCAUAAUUUUUUAUGUCUAGCGGCGGUGUUUAAUUUGCCGAGCAUGCAGCCAGAGCCACUUUGAGAUAACCAGAACAAAAAUAAACCAAAAGUAUUAAAAUAUAACUGAAAAUAGGAGCUAGAAAUUGAGUCCGGGCCUUAAGAGACCCGGAAGAAAGCUUGGUGAUUCAUGAAACUCGCCGAUCCGUGCCUUAUAUAGGCGUGAGAAUUGCUGGGGCGGGCUCCCGGGCGGCCGCCCCGCGGAGAUAGUGCGCUCGGCGGCUGAGAUUGGAGUAUUGUUUUUGUUUUGUUUCUUCACUGCGCUGCGUUAUCCUU
Cuscuta campestris is the source of this 786-nucleotide messenger RNA. NCBI's taxonomy places the organism in Eukaryota, Viridiplantae, Streptophyta, Magnoliopsida, Solanales, Convolvulaceae. The record is from the annotation of a GenBank genome assembly.